Molecule: messenger RNA, 3322 nt
Organism: Nerophis ophidion (straightnose pipefish)
Lineage: Eukaryota; Metazoa; Chordata; Actinopteri; Syngnathiformes; Syngnathidae
Product: centrosomal protein of 135 kDa-like
Exons: 15
Coding region: 1042-2898 (618 amino acids)
Source: RefSeq, a predicted model, not a curated record
UAUUUAUAUUUAUAUAUGUAUAUAUAUUUAUAUAUAUAUAAAGAUGGGCUUCACGGUGGAAGAGGGGUUGGUGCAGGGUUGUCAAACUCAUUUUAGAUGGGGGGCUCAUGGAGAAAAAUCUACUCCCAAGUGGGCCAGACUGGUAAAAUCAGGGGACGAUAACUUAAAAAAUAUAGAAAACUUCAGAAUGCUUUCUUUGUUUAAAAAUAGAAAAAGCGCAUUCUGGAAAUGCACAAAUCAUAAUGUUGUUGGGUUUGUUCUGCACUUACGUACAUGUUGCGGAUAAUAAUAUUCUAUCUUUAUUUGUCGUUAUUUAUACUUUCUGAAUAAAUUAUGUGAUAAUGUUCAUCAGUCAACUCAUUGGUGUUAAUUUUCAAUCUGUCGCAAUACAAAAAUAUCAAAAUCAAUUUACGGGAUGUUGUUUGUGUAGUUUCUUCAUUUUCAUAUGGUUUAUUUUUUUGCAUUCAUAGCAUAAUCUACAAAGAUACAACAAAUUGCUCUUGCGGCAUCUAGUAAACCCAUUUAGAAUAGGAGUUUCUUUCAUUCAAAAAUUUCAGCUCAUUUUUAUACUUAGCAAACUCAUCCCACGGGCCGGGUAAAACCUGUUCGCGGGCCUGAUCCAGCCCAUGGGCCUUACGUUUGACACCUCUGGGUUAGUGCGUCUGCCUAACAAUACGAAGGUCCUGAGUAGUCCUGGGUUCAAUCCCGGGCUCUGGACCUUUCUGUGUCGAGUUUGCAUGUUCUCCCCGUGAAUGCUUGGUUUCCCUUCGGGUACUCCGGCUUCCUCCCACUUCCAAAGACAUGCACCUGGGAAUAGGUUGAUUGGCAACAAUAAAUUGGCCCUAGUGUGUGAAUGUGAGUGUGAAUGUUGUCUGUCUAUCUGUGUUGGCCCUGCGAUGAAGCGGCGACUUGUCCAGAGUGUUCACCCCGUUCCGCUCGAUUGUAGCUCGAUUUGGAGCCCCCCCCCCCGCGACUCCAAAGGGAAUAAGCGGUAGAAAAAUGGAUGGAUGGAUGGAUGGAUGAAUCACAAACAAGCAACUCAUGGAAAGCAGCAUCGAGAAGUUUGUCAGCUUGAGAAAGCGUCUGGACCAGCUGGGUUACAAACAUCCUCUUGGAAUAGAAUCACUGCCACUAGUUGAGAAACUAUUCAGUGAUCUAGUCCGCACUACUGAAAGUCUGCGCAAUGCAAAACUGUUACAAGAGAAGAACGAGGAAGAUUGCCUUAACUGUGAUGUUCUUCUGGAGCCAUACAUGGCAGAUAAUGCCCGACUGGUCAAGGAGAACAAUGAAGUCUACCAGGAACUUCUGAAGGUGAAGGAGGAGAAGGACCAUGCCACCAAAGAACUGAAAACCCGCAUCAGAAAACUGGAAUAUCAUAUUUGUGACCUGACAUCCCUCAACAACCAAUACAUGCACAAGCUCCGCAGCCUGGAGAAGGACUGCAAAACCAAAGCCGAACGCAUCCUGGAGCUGGAAGAAAAGAACUUGCAAGCAGUUGUGCAGACGCCAGGUGGAAAAAAGCGCAGUAUCCCUUUCUGGCGUCCGAGGAUGCAAACAGAUGAGCUCAUCCCUCCACCCGCAACAUCAGCUUACCCCGUGCCCCAGCCAGACGACCCGUACACAGCAGAUCUCCUGCAGCUGGCUGAUAAAAGAAUUCUUGAGCUGGAGGAGGAAGUCACAAAAAUCCACUACGCGCUGGAUGAUUCCCAUGAAUGUCUACAACUGUUAAAUACUCAAGUUUCCGAGAGGGACAGAGAGAUUGAGCGCUUGAAUCGUUCACUUCACGGAGGGCGACCCCGUGAUGUCAUCUCUUUGGAGGCUCAGAAUAUCAGAAAUGAAAAACGGAUUGCCCAACUUAACCUUCAAAUCGAUUUCUUGCUAGACAACAAUAGGGCGCUACAGCAAAUGGUGGAGAGUCUGCAGCCGAAUCGGAUGGAGAUGGAUAAGGAGCGGGCCUUGGAAAUGGCUGAUCAGGAGUUGUUAGAUACUAAAGAAACAAUUUGUCGUCAAAGCGACGUCAUUGAAAACUUUGAGGACAACUUUAAAAAGAUAAGCGCGGAACAUUCCGAGAGAGGGUUUGAGACAAGUUCACUUGCUGACCAGCUGGUGGAGCUCAGAGGGCAGAAUGAGAAACUGGAGGCAAAGGUAGACUUCAUAGAGAGAGAGAAAGUCAGGCUGCAAGACAAAGUGGAGAAGAUGUUUUCCACCGAAAGAGACAUAGUGCUGGAAUUGGAGGCAAUGCGAGCAAAACACGGCAUUUGUGAAAGGGAUCGCACCCCGUCGCGUUAUGACGCUUUUGUGAAGAGUCUAGAGGAGGAGAGGGAUCGCUACCGCCAGGAAGCCGAACACUGCAGGAGAUUCCGAGGAGGUGGCAGCCCCAGUCGUGGCAGUCCAGACAGGAUCAGAAGUCCAGGGCGCAGGGUAAUCAGGGGAGGCGUUGAAGAACCUGAGUUUCUCGCUUUAUUGAAGGAAAGAGAUGAGAUAAAAGCGGCUCUAGUGGACGUGGAGAAGCACGCAAAAGACAUCCAUACAAAAGUGAAAGCUAUUCGUGCUGAAAGAGACCACUUCAAAAUGAUGUUUUACCAGGCACAAGAGAAGCUGGAGGAUGCCCGUGUAAGCUCCAGCACAUCUGAUGACGUCUUGACCUUAAGAGAGGAGCUGAAACUGGCAGAAAAUGAAAUCAUGCAGGUUAAUACUCAAAGAGAAUUACUGAUGGAGGAUUUUAAGGUGGAAGGAGAAUUGAUAGAUGUUCAGACUGCGGCAGAGCCGCCAAAGAAGCAGCUGGGUAGAAAAAGGCAGAUCGUCUGCGCCUUGAAUACACUGCUGUCUACCACCCCCCAAAGGGAGCUCCAAACAAACCUGGCAACCAGCGAGAAGGACUCUAAGCAAAAAGCAUGACCGGCUCACCCUGGCCCAAAGGACAUCCUGGCUUAUUGACUUCUCCUCCAUAAGCUGUUCAAAGAAAUAACCAAGAACACAAAGCUUGCAAGGCAGUUGAUACAAGGAAAAAAUGUUGGAAAUAGAGCUGCUUCUUUGGCAACAGCCCACAACACCAAGCCUAGGUUAGCGGUCAGGUGACCUUUCCUUUCAGUGCAAGAAUUGUCAUUCAACUUUAUGCCGUGCAGACUGGACUGCAUUAUCUACACUUUACAGACAUGUAAAAAGAGAAGUGAGUGGCACUGGAUCACCACUGAGAAUUAAAAAUAACUUUUUUUUUUUUUUUGCAAAUGGCUGCAAUGAAACAAAGAGUGAAAAUGUAAAGGGGUGUGAAUACAUAAAUUGUAUUCAUACAUAUAUACAUAUAUAUAUAUACACACACACA